This is a messenger RNA of Fragaria vesca subsp. vesca, 1713 nucleotides long. RefSeq names its product elongator complex protein 4-like. The transcript has 8 exons. Gene Ontology annotation, cellular component: cytoplasm; elongator holoenzyme complex; transcription elongation factor complex. Gene Ontology annotation, biological process: tRNA wobble uridine modification. The coding region runs from base 439 to 1512 and encodes 357 amino acids. Lineage: Eukaryota; Viridiplantae; Streptophyta; Magnoliopsida; Rosales; Rosaceae. The record is from RefSeq and is a predicted model, not a curated record.
GACUGAUUGGGCUUCUCAAUCAGUCAAUCCUCUUCUCACUUCCUCUCAACACCCCAUAAAAGAUCACUCCGAAUUGGAGGUUCUAGAUUCGAUCUAAAUUCAAAUCUAGUUUGAAUCUAGGGGUUUUCUUCUCCGAAUUCGAUCGAUAGGAGCGCCAGAACGGGCACCGCUCUGUCCACGCCCCAGGCCGCUCAAUUUCAUUUUCGUCUUUCUUUCUUCUGGUGUUUUUCUUUGUUGCAUGAUGAAUCUAUGAUCUCAAUCUGGAUAUGUGGUUGCAUUUUUAUUCAAAGCUAGCACCUUAGUCCUUCACAUAACAUGAAUCCCACCACCCAGGGCUUUUGCUUAUUUCAUUUUGACAGUAGCUUCUCUGCUAUGGCGUGAAAAUGUGGACUUGGUAGGUGCAUAUCAAGUUGGUUGGAGAGUGUUUUGGCAGCAGCCAUGGCUGCAUCCAAGACUCGGACGAGUAGCUUCUCUCGCAAUUUUUCGGGUGCAAGCUCACCUCAAAUCCCAGGACUCAAGCAUGGACCCAAUGGCACAAUGUUUGUUUCAUCCGGGAUUCCAGACCUUGACAAAAUUUUAGGGGGUGGUUUUGCUCUAGGAAGCCUAGUCAUGGUGAUGGAAGAUGCAGAAGCACCUCAUCAUAUGCUUUUGCUUAGGAAUUUCAUGUCUCAAGGACUUGUUCACAACCAACCUCUUCUCUAUGCAAGCCCAGCCAAGGAUCCAAGACAGUUUCUUGGUACUUUGCCUAGUCCAGCCGUACCCAAAGACGGAAAGUCUGGUCAUCGAAACCCUGAUCAGGAUAAAGGGUUGAGGAUAGCUUGGCAAUAUAAGAAGUAUUUUGGUGAAAAUCAACAGGAUGGGAAACAUGAGUUCUGCAACAACUUUGACUUGCGGAAGCCCUUGGAGAGGCAGUUUCUAACGGGCAAGCGAAUAGAUUGUGCUAGCAUUCUCGAUUCUCCGAAUCUUGUCACACUUCAUGACCGUUGUGCUACUUUUUUAUCACAAUUUCCAAGAAAUGACAGCAACAUUUCUUGUGUUGGUCGAAUUGCCAUUCAAUCAUUCUGUGCUCCACAGUGUGGAUAUUCCAACCUGGAAUGGGACAUGCUUUCCUUACUAAGAUCUCUGAAAAGCAUGCUACGAUCUUCAAAUGCAGUUGCUGUUGUGACAUUUCCGCCUACUCUUCUUUCAUCAUCCUCCUCUACAAGAUGGCAGCACAUGGCGGAUACCUUGCUGUCAGUUAAAGCGCUUCCAGAUGAGGACAAGGAAUUGGCAACCCUCCUUACUGGUUACCAGGACAUGGUUGGCCUUCUUAAUGUGCAGAAAGUUGCACAAAUUAACACGCAGGUUCCUAUCAUUCUUGAUGCAACAACCUUCUCAAUAAAGCUGCAAAAGCGGAGGUUUUUGGUUUUAGAAUGUCUAAAUCAGGCCCCUGUCGAUGGUUCUAGUGGGGGUUCAUAUGGCACUUCUAGUAGUUGUUCUGGGUCCUCUAAGACUGGAUCUCUUGAUUUUUAGUUUUUGACAUUGUGAUAGAGAAGGAAUUCCAACCUUUGGAGUUAAAUAUGAAAGUCAGCCAUCAUUUUAGAUAACUUCAUGUGUGUUUGUACCAGAUCUAAGUUUUCAGUUCUUAAUUUUGGUUUUUGAUGAAUUUGCAAUAGCAGUAGGGAUUAGAGAUAUAGCAAAAUAAUUUCAAGUGAUUAUAUAGCAAAAAACAUU